AUGGCGUGGACGGCGUGGGCGCGGCGCCGACUGCUCCCAGCGCGCGGAGGUCAGAAGUGGCCAAGUGGCGAGACAGGGGGCGCCGCUCCGGGCACCCUGAAGGCAGCGUUCUUCAUCUUCGCCUCCCUGUGUGCCUGGUAUUCUGGGUACCUGCUGGCAGAGCUCAUUCCUGAUGUGCCCCUGUACAGAGCCGCCUACAGCAUCCGGAGCAUCGGUGAGAGGCCUGUCCUCAAAGCCCCAGCCCCAAAAAGGCAAAAAUGUGACCACUGGAGCCCAUGUCCCGAAAACACCUACGCCUACCGGUUGCUCAGUGGGGGUGGCAGGGACAAGUAUGCCAAGAUCUGCUUUGAGGAUGAGGUGCUCAUAGGAGAAAAGACUGGGAAUGUUGCAAGAGGAAUAAAUAUUGCCAUUGUCAACUAUGUGACUGGGAAAGUAUUAGCAACACAGUAUUUUGAUAUGUACGAAGGAGAUAACUCUGGACCGAUGACGAAGUUUAUUCAGAGCGCUCCCUCGAAGUCCCUGCUCUUCAUGGUGACCCACGAUGAUGGUAGCAGCAGACUGAAGGAGGACGCUAAGAAGGCCAUAGAAGCCCUGGGAAGUAAAGAAAUCAGGAACAUUCAGUUCAGGUCGAGCUGGGUAUUUCUUGGAGCAAAAGGCUUUGAACUUCCUGCAGGAAUUCAGAGAGAAAAGGUCAACCACUCAGAUAAUGCGAAGAACAGGUAUUCGGGCUGGCCCGCAGAGAUCCAGGUAGAAGGCUGCAUACCAAAAGGACCAAGCUAA
Molecule: messenger RNA, 780 nt
Organism: Mesoplodon densirostris (Blainville's beaked whale)
Lineage: Eukaryota; Metazoa; Chordata; Mammalia; Artiodactyla; Ziphiidae
Gene: FAM3B
Product: FAM3 metabolism regulating signaling molecule B
Exons: 8
Coding region: 1-780 (259 amino acids)
Source: RefSeq, a predicted model, not a curated record